This is a messenger RNA of Nymphalis io (European peacock), 1302 nucleotides long. RefSeq lists its product as uncharacterized. Bases 360 to 989 code for a protein of 209 amino acids. The record is from RefSeq and is a predicted model, not a curated record. NCBI's taxonomy places the organism in Eukaryota, Metazoa, Arthropoda, Insecta, Lepidoptera, Nymphalidae. The transcript is spliced from 3 exons.
UCUCUCGUUCGGUUCCUCGACUUCAUGAAUAAAUUUCGAGCGAGUUAUUUUACAGUGAGAUCGUUACAUUUUAUGGCAUUCCGAAGUGCGAGAAUUCCACAUAAGGUAUACAUUCAUUCAACACAUAAAACAAGUGAAAUCAAUCGUGAACACAAUAUGAGGUUUUAGUGUUCGAUCAAAAAGUUUAACGGUACGAAAACAUCAGCACAGCUCCACAAAUUAGAUUGGAAUAUUCGAUGACAUUCAAUACAUUUAAGCCACUUAGAAAAUUAACGGAGUUUUACAUUACUGGUAUUCAUAUUACGAAGUGUCGUGUGUGAUUUUUACGAGUUUUUAUUGAUUUACGUUAUAAAUAUAAAAUGAAAAGAACGCUGUUGAUAUUUAUUUAUGGAAUAUUCUCGAUGCUUCCGUUCAGCUCUGCAGUAAUUAACUGCCGGCUUGCCUGCAGACAUUGCAGGGAGCAUAAUGCACACCCUAACAUGCUGGAAGUCUACUGUGCUAUGUGUGAUGAGUGUAAAGAGAGACAGUGGCUACAGGGCCCACCUAGUCUUAAUUUAAGGAAUGAAAAUGAUAAAAGAUACUCUAAGAACUACGAUCACGAGGAGACUCAAGAUGACUGUUCAACAACAACCACAAAUGACCAAUGCGAAGAAACAAUGCUAUUAGCAAACAAGAUCACCACGAGCGUUAUGACAACGUCUACAACGCAACGACCUUGCACACCAAGAGCGGAUUGCGUGGAAACUAUUACCACAAAAGCGCCAUGUUUGACCAUGUCGUGUCCCAUGGUUGCUCCAUUGGCAAUACCUUUGUGUCCAAUGUGUCCUAUGAUGGCUAUGUCCACUGUACCAAGGUCAUCGACCGUUCCAUCACUUCCUCAGAUUCGUGAGAGGAAAGCUGUCGACAUAUCAACUACUACAGAAUCUAUGUACUUCUACGUCGGUGUACCAAAGAGACUUCUGAAUGAUUUAAAAAAACUUCGCUCCUAAUGGCGUGAUCAAAAAAUGAAAUAACAGUAAUAAUGUUUUACAAAUGAUCGUGAAAUAUUCAAAUAUUUUUGAUUAUGCAACCAUUGUAUUACAUUAACUUGUAAUUGUAAUUUUAAAACAUGACUUAUGUAAACCGUAAUACGUGACUUUGCUAAUUUAUCAAAAAACUAAUCUAUUUAGCAUUUAUUUUAAGUAAAUUGUAAAAAGCAAUUUUAAAAUAACAAAUUAUUAUUUUAAUUACAUUAGACAAACAUUUUGUAACGCUAGGAACUUUGUUAAGUUUGUAAUAUUAAUUAAGUCUAUACUAAUAAGU